AUGUCUAGGCAUAUUGUCAACCAUGUUUUCAAACCUUUGGUUCAAUAUGUGCCUCGAAAUCUAAAGGGGAAAAAUACAAACCCCUUGCCUAUAGGAAACUUGGCUAAACUAAAGAUCAGUCCUGAAGAAAUGCAAAUUAUUCGGUCAACACGGAAGCUGGCGAGAUCAAAUUAUAUGACUAUGUAUUGUAUUCCAAGGAUUUGGUUAUUUUCCUUUAUAGAAAGACUAAACUCAAAGCCGUUUCGAUAUCCUAUCCUGCAUUACAGCGGUAGCCCUAUCCGUUUAUCCAUUAGAGCUGGGAAGAAAGGAGUUCACAAAAGUGCAGUGAUUCGUUCUCAUAGCUCACGACGGCUGAGGCAAGCGUUCAUUGAUGUUUUGGAAGCUUUACAUCACAACGGACAUCGUUGUCUUCCAGAUGAACCCGUGGAUGUAAUCGUCGAUACUUUCAACGGUGGUACAAAAGAUAUUUCUUAUGAAACCUUGUUUUAUGAUAUACAGCGCUCUUGGCUAACGUGUCUCAAUACCUAUCAUAGUCAGAAGCCUCCUAAUAUUGAAGCCCUUUAUCAUGAUUGUGCGAACGUUGUCACAUUCGGUUCUGACAAUAUCAUUCUCUAUAGAAAAUGA
Messenger RNA from Schizosaccharomyces osmophilus, 624 nucleotides. RefSeq names its product Schizosaccharomyces specific protein. The transcript has a single exon. NCBI's taxonomy places the organism in Eukaryota, Fungi, Ascomycota, Schizosaccharomycetes, Schizosaccharomycetales, Schizosaccharomycetaceae. The record is from RefSeq and is a predicted model, not a curated record. The coding region runs from base 1 to 624 and encodes 207 amino acids.